AAAACCAAUCGCAAUGUCACCUUUGAUAACUGGUUUACCAGUUAUCCGUUGAUGUUACACUUAUUGAAAGAACAUCGUUUGACAAGCACAGGCACUGUUCGAAAAAAUAAGCCCGAGAUUCCAAGUCAGAUGCUCCAAACGCGUAACCGAGAGAUCCCCAGCACAGUGUUUGGAUUUCAAAAGGAUAUAUCUUUAUUGUCCCAUGUGCCAAAAAAAAACAAGGUUGUUUUGUUGAUGUCAACAUUACAUCACGAUGAUAGCGUUGUUGCUGAUACUAAUGGCACACAAAAACCAGAAAUGAUUAUUUUUUAUAAUCAGACCAAGGGAGGCGUUGAUGUUGUAGAUGAGCUGUGCACCAACUACGAUGUUUCGCGAAACACAAAGCGCUGGCCAAUGGUGAUUUUCUAUGCAGUUUUGAACAUGGCUGGUAUAAAUAGCAUAAUAGUUUACAAGUCCAAUAAUAGUAGCAAUUUGUCACGCCGAAAUUUUCUCAGAGACCUGGGUAUUGGAUUGGUUUCAGAACAUUUACAAAACAGAAAGGAAAAUCAGCAUUUACCCCGAGAGCUUCGCAAACGAAUUCUGGACCAAGUGGAUGAACCCUCACACUCACAACGACCUCCAAAUAAAGUUCCUAAGCCUAUCAGGAGAUGUCAAAUAUGCCCUACUAAAAAAGAUCGCAAGACUAAACACACUUGUUAUAAAUGCAAUCGCUAUUUAUGUAUGGAACAUGCUGUUUUCACGUGUCAAGAUUGCGCUCAAACUGAAGAUGAUUACGAGAACUCUGAAUAACUAUAUAGUAAAAGUUUUGAUCUCAUAUGUUUCCUAAUUUUAUAAGCUAGAAGUAAAAGCUAUUCGUUUUGUUUUUUUUUAGUUUCU
This is a messenger RNA of Anastrepha ludens (Mexican fruit fly), 876 nucleotides long. RefSeq lists its product as uncharacterized. The transcript has a single exon. Bases 52 to 789 code for a protein of 245 amino acids. Lineage: Eukaryota; Metazoa; Arthropoda; Insecta; Diptera; Tephritidae. The record is from RefSeq and is a predicted model, not a curated record.